CUGACAACAAAUUUCACAACUAAUUCGGCAGCCCCUUUCUCUCCCAUAAUUUUAAACACGUUCUCGCUAUCUCCGUGUUUGAAACGCUCUGCACCGGCUUCGGUGUUUCGCAGUUCUUUCUUAGUCUGUCGUAGACUUGUCGGCUCAUCUUAGUCACAUUCAACUGCUACAGCCGUAUAUCUGUCAAAAUCGGCUAUCUCCUGAAAUAUUUCAACCAUGACUAAAAGAGAAGCAGAAGAACUAAUAGAAAUAGAAAUUGAUGGAACUGAGAAACAAGAGUGCACUGAAGAAAGUAUUGUUGAACAGACUUACACUACUGCAGAAUUUGUAAGUCAGGCUAUUGAUAUCAAUGAACCAGUUGGAAACCUAAAGAAACUGCUGGAACCAAGACUUCAGUGUUUUUUGGAAGCACAUGAAAUCUGUCUGCAAGAUAUACAGCUGGAUCCAGACCGUAGUCUGUUUGAUCAAGGAGUCAAAACAGAUGGAACUGUGCAGCUUAGUGUUCAAGUAAUAUCGAGGCAAGGAAUGGACCCAAAGUUAAACAUCCUUGAAAUUGUAAAGCCAGUUGAAACAGUUGAGGUAGUGAUUGAUCCAGAUGCCCAUCAUACUGAAACUGAAGCACACCUUGUUGAAGAAACUCAAGUAAUAACACUAGAUGGAACUAAGCAUAUUACUACCAUAUCUGAUGAAACAUCUGAACAAGUAACCCGAUGGGCUGCAGCAUUAGAAGGGUACCGUAAAGAACAAGAACGCUUAGGGAUACCCUAUGAUCCAGUACAGUGGUCAACUGACCAGGUACUGCAUUGGGUUGUUUGGGUGAUGAAGGAAUUCAGUAUGACGGACAUAGACCUCAAUACUCUCAGCAUUCCGGGAAGAGAAUUGUGUAGCCUCAGCCAAGAAGAUUUCUUCCAAAGAGUCCCUCGAGGAGAAAUCCUUUGGAGCCAUCUGGAACUUCUUCGAAAAUAUGUACUAGCUAGCCAGGAACACUCUGGAGAAAUAGCAACAGUUACUAUUGAUCAGCCUGUGCAAAUUAUUCCAGCUUCAGUUCAGCCUUCUACUCCAACCACCAUUAAAGUCAUUAAUAGUAGUGCAAAGGCAGCAAAAGUACAAAGAGCUCCAAGGAUUUCAGGGGAAGAUAGAAGCUCACCUGGUAACAGAACAGGAAACAAUGGUCAGAUCCAGUUAUGGCAAUUCUUGCUUGAGCUUCUGACUGAUAAAGAUGCCCGAGAUUGCAUUUCAUGGGUUGGUGAUGAAGGCGAGUUUAAACUAAAUCAACCAGAGCUAGUUGCUCAGAAAUGGGGACAACGUAAAAAUAAGCCUACAAUGAAUUAUGAAAAACUCAGUCGUGCUUUACGGUAUUACUACGAUGGUGACAUGAUCUGCAAAGUACAAGGCAAAAGGUUUGUAUACAAGUUUGUGUGUGACUUGAAGACUCUCAUUGGGUACAGUGCAGCAGAACUGAAUCGAUUGGUGACAGAGUGUGAACAAAAGAAACUGGCAAAGAUGCAGCUACAUGGCAUUACACAACCAGUCACAGCAGUUGCGUUGGCGACCGCAUCUCUGCAAACAGAAAAAGAUAACUGAGGACUAGGAACUAAAAGCUUUACAGCAUUCUUUUACACUUAGCAGUUUCUGGUUUUAAAAUUAGAACUGCAUCUAUUAAUUGGCAAUUCAAUACGGUGCAUGUUUUUUCUACAAAGAACGCUCAUAAAUUUGGAUCUUUUUUCACUUAAAGAUGUAUUUCAUGUAUGUUAAGGGCACUCCACAGGCUCUACAAUAUGAAGACACACUGGUUGUAAAAAUAGUUUGGGAAUUAUAAGGAAAUUGAAGAUCUGUUGAUACUGUGUCAUGCUAUAUCACUGAUUUUUUUUUCAUAGCUUAAAGUGAAGCAUUCACAUAGAAUAGAACAGUUGGUUUUUUGUUUUUUUUAAUUUAGUUCUCUGCACUUCUGUUCUUCAAAUAUCAGAUGCUAUGAGAUUUCUAAAAUUAGAGCAGUUUCUGUUAAUCCUCAUCAUAACUUAAGCAUGACAAGUUGUAAGAAAAACACUGAUAAAAAAGUGAUUUCUUUGGCCCUUAACAAGAAAAAUGUAAGGUAACUGCUGAAAAGAGAAAUCCAAGUUUAAAUCCAACAAGCCAAUUAUGAGUAUUUUGAUAUGUGUAGAUAAAUAUGUGUAUUUGAGGGGAAAAUACUUAACUAUCUUGAGAAAUUUUGUUAAGCUUGAUGUCUGGCACAAAAAGGAUUUCCACAUUUUUAUUGUAAGAGAUUAAAAACUUGAAAUCUGUCUCUCAUCCAAAGAAUAGAUUUGCUUUGUUUAAUCUACAUUGCAGAGUAUAUCAGCUGUUCCUGCUUUUAUACUUGCACUAUAAUUGUCUUUCAACUGAAGACUUAAGUUAAUCACAGAAAGAAGCCCCUUCCUGUUGAGAAACAGAAUUAAAGAAUGAAGUGUGACUUCAUAGAUGGCUGUGUUAAAAAUAAAAAUAAAAAAUAUACUUUCUUUAAAUUACUUGGUUUCCAAGCUUUGCUUUAAUGCUUUGAAAAUAAAAGUGUUUAUUAUCCAGACUGAAAAAGCAAUAGUUCUGUAAAUUGAAAAUAUUUUUAAAAAUUAUACCCAGUUGAAAUCCAGAAAUGCUGACAAUAGUGCACUGUUUGCACCUGUGUUUUUUUAUCCUUUUGACUUAUAAAGCCUGGAAAACACAUUCAUGGGUAUAUUUGUUUUUGUUACUCUCAAUUUGUUUGGUAUAAAUAUUAUGAAUUCAGGCCAUUAAAAGUUACGGUUUCACUUAAUCAGAAAAAGUAGCCUAUUUGAAUAGGAUCUUUAUUCUUUAUCAAUAAAUCACUCAGUUGAGCAUCAUGCUUCCAUAAUAAGCAAUGAUCAUACAAUAUGGCUUAGUUCUAAGAACACUAGUCUACAGUUGUUGUUACUCUAACAGCUCCACUAAUUUCCAAGGUAUAUUUUCACAGUUUUACUUAACUCAUUUUCAAGUUACUAAAAAAAAAUUACAGAAAUAUAUUGUAGUGCUUAAAGAACAUUUUGGGCAAAGAAAGCAUGUGAUAUUCUUGUGGCUUGUUAAAUCCAUUCACUCUGGUGUUAAGUACAAUAUUAGCAGAACACAAAAUAGCAGUUUAAAUUCUAUCAGCAUUUUAUGCUAUUUUUCAAACUUUUUUAGAAUACUUUUUUCUUCUCCAAUCUGUACAAUAAUUAUAAAGAGUUGUCCAUUUGAAUUGUAUAUCAAGAAUUCAUGCUUUUAUUUGCUUUAUUAAGAGCAAAAAAAUAUGAUAGUGUCACUCUUUCUCUGCCAAUAUGCGCUUUAGGAUUGUUAUCGCAUAACAAGCAAUGUAGCUCAGAUUACUUCAUGCAUAUUUACAAGUCUGUUCAUUUUGAGUCAGAUUAGUCUGAUCACAAGUUAGUUAAUGCUAUGACAGAUAUUCUCUCAGCUAUGCAUAUAAUAGAAUAAGCCAUAGUAAGGAACAUGGCAUAUGGCCUCUUUUUUAUAUACAUUGGAUUUUUUUCAUAACUUUAAAAUUUCAUUGUAUUUCUUUUAUAAGUUUGCUGCACUUGUAACAUUUGUUCCAGUUUAUAGUGCUGAUGUAUGUUAAGCCUUGCUUAUAACAGAACCACUGAAAGGAAUAAAACAAUUUAGAAAUAUUUUGUUAUAUUUCUUGUGAGGGACAAUCUGUGACUAAUUUGAGGUCUUCAGUACAAGGGUAUGGAUUAUUAUAUGUCAAAUGGCAUUGUGUGGCUGUGAGAAGAAAAAUAUAGAUGGUAUAUUCCCAAAUUUUUGUAAAAUAGAGGGUUUGCAUACAUUUUUACUCUUCAAGGACAUGUGCUCUACAAAUUAUGUAUUUCCUUUUGUGUUGAAUGUUUUGGUAAUUUUACAUGAAACAAUUAUUUUCUAUUUUUACGCUAAAAUAUUUGUGCAUAAAAUUGUCAAUAUAGCAAAGUAAAAAAUAAAAUAAAAUUUUACACAGCA
Candoia aspera is the source of this 3972-nucleotide messenger RNA. RefSeq names its product GA binding protein transcription factor subunit alpha (gene GABPA). Gene Ontology annotation, cellular component: nucleus. The coding region runs from base 217 to 1584 and encodes 455 amino acids. NCBI's taxonomy places the organism in Eukaryota, Metazoa, Chordata, Lepidosauria, Squamata, Candoiidae. The transcript has 10 exons. Gene Ontology annotation, biological process: cell differentiation; regulation of transcription by RNA polymerase II. Gene Ontology annotation, molecular function: DNA-binding transcription factor activity, RNA polymerase II-specific; sequence-specific DNA binding. The record is from RefSeq and is a predicted model, not a curated record.